CCAGUGAAGAGGGUCUGAGGCGAGGAGAGGAUCAGCAGCAGGGAGCAGGGAGGAAUCCCACCGCCAAACUGGCCACCACAAGCUAUCGGCUGGUUGUGGCGCCGGCGGGCAGCCGGAGUACGACUGGCAAUGUGGUGGUGACCACCACCUCCUCGGGGAGCAACUCCUCGAAUGGGGGCAACGGUGGCGGAGGAACUCCUGUGGGGAACAGCAGUUCGGGAAGCGGUCUCAAUGUGACCACCAUCACAACGACCGGCGGAGGAGGCGGUGGCGGCCAGUUGCAAAGUGCUGGCAACAGUUCCCAAAGCAACGGAACCACCUACAAGAUCGAAAUGCUGGACGAGGAUAUCCAGAGCUUGGGCUCCGAGGACGACGACGAGGAUCUGAUCAGCAGCGAUGGCAGCCUGUACGAGGGAGAUCUGGGCUCCAUGCCCGUCAACGAUGAUGUGGCCCACCAGCUGGCGGCCGCAGGACCAGUGGGCGUGGCAGCAGCAGCGGCCAUUGCGAGUUCCAAGAAACGCAAGCGGCCCCAUUGCUUCGAAACGAAUCCCUCGGUUAGGAAAAGGCAACAGAAUCGAUUGCUACGCAAGCUGAGAGGGAUCAUCUAUGAGUUUACCGGCAGGGUGGGCAAACAGGCGGUCGUUUUGGUGGCCACACCGGGUAAACCCAACACUAGCUACAAGGUUUUUGGAGCCAAACCGCUGGAGGAUGUGCUGCGGAACCUGAAGAACAUUGUGAUGGACGAACUGGACAAUGCACUGGCCCAGCAGGCGCCACCACCGCCCCAAGAUGAUCCGUCGCUUUUCGAACUGCCCGGCCUGGUCAUCGAUGGGAUACCCACGCCCGUGGAGAAGAUGACCCAGGCCCAGCUGAGAGCCUUUAUCCCGCUGAUGCUCAAGUACUCCACGGGACGAGGAAAGCCCGGCUGGGGAAGAGAGUCCACUAGACCGCCCUGGUGGCCAAAGGAGCUGCCCUGGGCCAAUGUGAGGAUGGAUGCCCGCUCCGAGGACGACAAGCAGAAGAUCAGCUGGACGCAUGCGCUGCGCAAGAUUGUGAUCAACUGCUACAAGUACCAUGGAAGGGAGGACCUGCUGCCCACCUUUGCCGACGACGAGGACAAGGUCAAUGCUUUGAUUUCGCAAUCGGGAGACGAGGACGAGGACAUGGAGUUAUCGAAUCCUCCCACCAUCCACACGGUUACGACCAUGACGCCGCCGACGGGCAACAGCAAUCAACCGCAGCAGGUGAACGUGGUGAAGAUCAACAGUGCGGGCACGGUGAUCACCACCCACACGGCCCAGAGCAACACGCCGGCUCCUACGAUCAUCCAGAGCACCAAUAACCAGCAUGUGACCACGACGGCCACGCUGCCCGCCUCCACGAAGAUCGAGAUCUGCCAGGCGCCGACUCAGCAGCAGCAGCAGCAGCAACAGCAGCAGCACCACCAGCAGAACCACCAGCAGCAGCAGCACCACCAGACCCACUUGCCCAGCACGGUGCACAUCCAGCCGGUGGCCGGCGGGCAACCGCAGACGAUCCAGCUGACCACGGCCAGUGGAACGGCGACGGCCACCGCAGUGCCGACGACAGCCGCCGCCGUAAGUGCGGCCCAGGCCCAGGCACAGGCCCACUCCCACUCGCACGCCCACUCGCAGGCCCAGGCCCACUCGCACUCCCAGUCGAGUGGCAACCAGACGGUCACUGCCCAGCAGAUCGCCAAUGCCCAAGUCUGCAUCGAGCCCAUUACGCUCAGCGACGUUGAUUACACCACGCAAACGGUGCUCUCACAGAAUGCCGAUGGCACCGUGUCGCUGAUCCAGGUGGAUCCCAAUAACCCGAUCAUCACACUGCCGGAUGGAACCACUGCCCAGGUCCAAGGUGUUGCCACGCUCCACCAGGGCGAAGGCGGUGCCACCAUUCAGACGGUUCAGAGUCUCACCGAUGUCAAUGGACAUGAGAACAUGACCGUGGAUCUCACCGAAACGCAGGAUGGCCAAAUAUAUAUCACCACCGAAGAUGGUCAAGGCUAUCCCGUUUCGGUGAGCAACGUGAUCUCGGUGCCCGUCUCCAUGUACCAAUCCGUGAUGGCCAACAUGCAGCAGAUCCAGACGAACAGCGAUGGAACGGUGUGCCUGGCGCCCAUGCAGGUAGAUACGAGUGCCAAUCGCACCACCACCACUGCCGCCAGCUCCUCAUCCUCUUUGGCGGGAAAUGGCGGCGUUCAGUGCUACUCGCUGAUCUCGACGGGAUCAGCGGUCCUAGGUCGUCGCAGUGGUGCGUUAGUGGGCCAGCAGGUAGCUCCCGGGGGGCGUUACUACCUGGCCACGGCCACCACCAGUAGCAGCACCACCAGCUCCAGCAGUUUCGGGCAGCUCAACAACAAUAAUAGCACCCUGGCGAAUAACAAUAAUAGCAUAAAGAUGCCCAUGCCCAUGCCCAUAGUUCUGGCCGCGCCCAGUAUUCCGCAGGUGGCCAGCACGAGGACCACCAGGAGGGGCGUGGCUAGUGGAGGAGGAGGAGGUGGAGCAGAUGGAGCUGCCGCCGGAGGAGGCGGGGUAGUGAUGGUUCAGAAGCGUAGGAAACCGAAUGCCUCCUCAAAGAGUAGAACCCAUUUGAAGGCAGGCGACAGCAGCUGCUCCUCCGGCAACUCCUCCUCCAUUCGCUGUGUGGACAGCGCCAGUUUGACCAGUGUGCAGAUCCAACUGCCGGCCAUCAAGCUGGAGCACCUGGAGUAGGGUCCCCCAUCCAAGAAUCCAGCCCAUCUCGAAUCUAGUCAAAUGCGGCUUUGCACAAAACACACAAAAUCUAUGAGAACCUAGCAGAAUAAGAAGGAAACGCACGAAUGCACUUGCCAUUUAAACUUAGACACGCACAAUGUGAAUGCCAAAAACCCAAAAAAAAAAAAACAUAGUAGAGCCAAGGAAAAACCUCAGAUACUAACUAUACGAAUUGAAUUUAGUACCGAAAAGAGAACACCAAAAAAUAUUUGUUGAUAAUUGAAACCGAAAACCAAAAACACACAGCGAGAGCGUUAAAUCAAAACUAAAAAUCAAUAACUGAAAUUGUUCCUAGUUAACAGAGCUACAAAUCAUUUAACAUUUGUUAGUUUUAGCCCUUUGUUUAGUAGUUAAGUAGUGGAGUACAUACAUAAUCGUGCAAAAAAUCUUGCUUAGAGCGCAACACAAACCAAAUAUUAACCAAUUUAAGUUGUACAAUUGGGUUAGUUCUAGCCAGUAAGUAGCAAAGCAAACAGGGAUCAGCCAGCCUAGAUGUUCUAGUUCUAGCCUAGACGUACUUGUCACCUCGUGAAUUUUAGCUCCUCCUCAAAAGCCACCUUUUUCGACCCACCCUAAAAUACGAAACGUAGUCAAUUCGCAUUGAAAAUGCGCCAAAGCGGGGAAAUGAGUUUGCCAUUGGAGCUAGUUUACAUAGCUUUAGUGGGAGAAAUAUAUGUGCUAUAUACAUAUAACAAUAUGGAGGGGAUAUUCGAUAUAUUCACCUCGAAAUGCGUGCAAAAUUAAUUUUAUGUUGAUCUAUAACUAUUACCAUUAUUGCUAUUGUGUUUUAUCCGAUUCAUUAUUGCUAUUACCAUUAUUAUUGUGUUUAAAUGUUUGAUUUUUAUAUAUAUAUCGCAAUUAUUUGAAUUGUUUUAGACCAAAUUUUAUGUUUAAACAGGCUAAGUGAAGUGCAAAAAGGAAAGAUUGAGAAGCCAACAAAUUUUAUUGAAUAAAUCUUUUGUUGUUGUGAUUUUA
This is a messenger RNA of Drosophila suzukii, 3752 nucleotides long. It is a transcript of the gene ewg, whose product is annotated as DNA-binding protein Ewg. The record is from RefSeq and is a predicted model, not a curated record. NCBI's taxonomy places the organism in Eukaryota, Metazoa, Arthropoda, Insecta, Diptera, Drosophilidae. Gene Ontology annotation, cellular component: nucleus. Gene Ontology annotation, biological process: regulation of transcription by RNA polymerase II. Gene Ontology annotation, molecular function: RNA polymerase II cis-regulatory region sequence-specific DNA binding; DNA-binding transcription factor activity, RNA polymerase II-specific.